Cydia strobilella is the source of this 2176-nucleotide messenger RNA. RefSeq names its product carboxypeptidase B-like. The coding region runs from base 167 to 1432 and encodes 421 amino acids. The record is from RefSeq and is a predicted model, not a curated record. The transcript is spliced from 7 exons. Gene Ontology annotation, biological process: proteolysis. NCBI's taxonomy places the organism in Eukaryota, Metazoa, Arthropoda, Insecta, Lepidoptera, Tortricidae. Gene Ontology annotation, molecular function: zinc ion binding; metallocarboxypeptidase activity.
GCACGCGCAGGCGACCGCGAGUCACCGCGCAGUCCGCCACGCCCCGGUACCGCGCGCACACCUCACGCACCACUCACGCGCAUCGGAACGACUCAAUGCUGACGAACUUUUAAUUAAAUUUUGAUAUCGAUUUAGCUGCGUUUAGCAGCCUUAUCAGUGAUUUGAGAUGGCUAAGUGCCUCGUAUUUUUGCUCGGUCUUCUCGGACUUUGCUGGCAGGUUGGCUGCGGGCAGCACAAAUACGACAACUACACUCUUCUACGCAUUAUACCAAAUCAUGACCAACAUCUACAAAAAUUGUCGGAGCUCCCCUUAGACGAAGAAAUCUCCCAUGGAGAAGUGGAAAUUCUUAAGAGAAGUUACGGAGUGAAUGACAGUACAGAUGUUUUGGUGUCUCCCACCACUAAGAAGCUGUUUGAACAGUUUGCAGUUAAAAAUGGGAUGCCAAUUUUGACGAAACAUUAUUAUGGCAGGUCAUUUGAAGCAUUGGAACGAAUGUCAAGGAGACGAUUGCGAGAAGGGUUUAGUGUAUAUGGAUAUAAUGGUUUCGAUGCUAUAAACAAUUACCUAGACGAUCUCUCGUUUCGGAAGUCGGAGUUAUUUAGACUCCAGCCCUUGGGCUACAGUUACCAGCGACGUCCCAUGCGUCUUGUCAAGAUCUCUAAAGACCCCAGCGCUGGAAACCCUAUCAUUUUUAUUGAUGCAGGUAUCCACGCUCGCGAAUGGGUGGCGCCCGCUAUGGCCAUGUACAUCAUCCACCGACUGGCGACCGACAGUCGAGCCCGGGAGCUGGACGGCUUGGACUGGUACAUCCUGCCCGUGGUCAACCCGGACGGGUACGAGUAUACGCGCAGCUCCCGAUCUCAACGUUUAUGGAGAAAGACGAGGUCGAAGACUGCUCGGGACUGCUACGGAGUUGAUGGCAACAGAAAUUAUGGCUUCAAGUGGGGCGUCAGUGGGGUGUCCAACAACCCUUGCGACAAAGAGACCUACGCCGGCCCCAAACCCUUCUCUGAGCCAGAAACACAGAUGGUCCGCAAUGUCAUGAUGGAAAAUCGCGAUCGGAUUAAGUUAUACGUGUCACUGCAUGCUUAUGGACAGUACUUGGUGUAUCCUUGGGGAUAUACUGGCGGCAGUUUGCCAAAGUCGUGGAGGAAGCUAGAUUCCCUGGCGCGGAAGGUGUCUCAUGCUGUGCAAAAAGCUGGUGGGAAACCGUUCAAAGUUCUGAGCGCAGGGCAGUGGUAUCCCGCAGCAGGAGGCAGCGAUGAUUUCGCGUUUGGCGCCGCAGGAAUUCCCUAUUCUUACACAAUGGAGCUAACCGAUGGGUAUGAAUUCAUCUAUCCUGAGAAUAAUCUGGCCACAAUUUUGCCGCAGCUGUACGAAGGUUUUAGAACAUUCGCUGAGGAAAUAAAACAGGAAUUUGGUAAUAGUUAAAAUUAUAUUUUGUAACUUACGGAUGUUCUCUAAUUUUGUAUCAUGCACACCAAAACCGAUGUGCAAACUUUAUGAAAUUAGGUACACAUGAAUUAAACGCGUCAUUGCGAUGUUCCUUGCUUUCAUCAUCCUAAUAAUUUCCUUCUACUCUUAACUCGCACCUCGGUUUUUAGGUGUUUACACUACUGUUAAUAUUAUGGGCAUAACUUGGUCCGGAUAAUCGUAUCAGGUGUGACGCGUUUAAAAGCUAUUGAGCAGUCCGAAAAUAAAGUCUAAUGUUCUUGUUAAGUUAGGAGUGACAAUACGCAAGCUCUAAUGAAAAAAAUUGAUUUUCAAGUCAAUUUUGCAAUCAUUUUGACUUUGAUUAUUUCUGUAUGUAAUUCGUAACACAAGCUUUUAUUAUCGACCGUACAUCUAUUAUAGUUAUCAAACUUUAUGGGUGGGCCUAGUUUUAGGGUAUGCUUCAGUCAUCAUUGGGUUUCAUCACCAGACCAGCCGCAUUAAAUGAUAAAGUUAACUUCGUGCAGUGUGAUCUUGCUUGCAAUUAACUGUGACAGAACCAUGGCUAAUGCUCAUGACGGGUUAGGUGUGUAUCGCCUGGGUUUCAAAAAUGGAAAGCGGCAAUUACGUAUAGUAGGUUACCAUCAUCUACAAAUUUAUGUGAUUUAAACAUCUGUACUUAACAUGUGAAGUAAAAUAAAAGCUUGUAAAAAGAAAUCUCGAAUAAUAAACAAUACCUAAAUA